GCUUCUAUAAAUACGAGAGCACUCGCCGCGCGUGUACUAUUUACUCCGAACCCUAUUGUUGGACAAGUCUACUAUUCUACAUCAUGUUAAGGGUAUCAUUGGUGGUCUGUGUAGUGCCAGCAGUGCUCGGUAUCAUCGUAAGGGAUCCUCCUCCUUCACCGAAUGAUUACAAGUACUCGUAUAAUAUUGAUGACCCAACGACUGGUGACAGUAAGAGUCAGCACGAGGUGAGGCAAGGCGAUGUCGUCACGGGCGCCUACACAGUCUUGGGCCCUGACGGAACGAAGCGUACAGUCGAGUAUACUGCUGAUGCGAAGCAUGGUUUCAAAGCGGUCCUGAGAGAGGAUCCUAUGAGUCCACCCUUACCGAACCCAGCCCCAGUUCACUUCAACUACCACGGUGCUAACGACCUCCAGUACCAGUCCCCUAACCCCGGCCCAGUGUUCGCGUCUGUGUUGCACCCUCAACAACGCUCCAACUACGCCGAAGAACAGUCCGCGAUAUAUUUCUCCCCCCAAACCGAAAUAGAACCCAGGUUACCUUUUAAUGGGCACUAUUUUGUACCGGCAAAUAAUAAUAAGUUUGUAGUGUAGAUUUUAGACUGACAUCUAAAUUAUGUAAUUCUUAUCCUAACCUUGUGAUAUUAGAUAAGUAUUAUUGAAAUCGAGCCUAUAAAACACAUGCUGUGAAUAAUGUACCUAAUUAGAGAAUAGAAAGAUUGAGUAAUUACUGUAGCUGGUAGAUACUAACUUAGCUGUGAAUGUUUUUGUAUAAUGG
Spodoptera litura is the source of this 777-nucleotide messenger RNA. It is a transcript of the gene CPR72, whose product is annotated as cuticular protein RR-2 motif 72. Gene Ontology annotation, cellular component: extracellular matrix. The record is from RefSeq and is a predicted model, not a curated record. NCBI's taxonomy places the organism in Eukaryota, Metazoa, Arthropoda, Insecta, Lepidoptera, Noctuidae.